AUAUUGUGCGUGUAUAUAUAUAACUUCAAAUAUUACUAAACUUUGAUGCUAAUUAAUUAUGGAACCUUCAAAAAUCAAUAAUACUCAUUCAAAAGAUGAGAAUAUUAAUGAAGAGGACAAGGUCGCCAAUAAAGUUAAUACUGUGACCUUAAAUGAUUUUUCUGAUGGCGAUUCAGGUGUUUAUGAAGAUAUAAUACUUAAUCAAACACAUGGUUUGUGCCCUGAAUGUAAUCAACCAAAUACAAGUCUUAAUUGGUGCAAAGAAUGUAAUUCCAAAAGAUUUCAACAAAAUUUUGGUAAUUGGACUAGUGGAAAUGAAUGUAUUGAUAAAUUAAUUCAAGAAUCACAAUUAAAUGCAAGAAAUAAUUUUGAGUUACUUGAAUGGAUUCCUUAUAAUAGAUUAAGACAUAUUCAAUUUCUUGCACAAGGUGGAUUUAGCACUGUAUACAAAGGACUUUGGUUAGAUGGUCUUAUUGAACAAUGGGAUUAUGAAAAACAAGAUUGGAAACGUACAAUGUAUAAAGAUGAAAAUUAUCAUUGUAAUAGUGAAAAUUAUGGCUUCCUUGUAGCAAUUAAAAGCUUAAAUGAUUCUGCAAAUAUUACUGAGGAUUUCUUAAAUGAGUGGAAAUUAUAUUUGAAGUGCCAACAUAAAGUAGGAUCAGAAGGUUCUUAUAUUAUCCCAGUACUUGGAAUAACUCAGCAUCCAGAUACAUUAAAUUAUAUGGCUAUAAUUUAUCUACUACCAGGAAAUUUAAGAAAUAAUUUACCAGGAAUAAAAUAUAACCCAAAUGAUAAAUUUAGAAUUUUAUUCGCUAUUUCAAUAGUGCUUGAAGCAAUUCAUGACUCAGAUCUUGUUCAUGGGGAUUUUCAUAGUGGAAAUAUAUUGUAUGCGGGGAAAGGAAUUGCAUAUACUAGUGACCUUGGAUUAUGUGGACCAGUUAAUCGAUCUAAUACGAAAGAUGAGAUAUAUGGAGUUCUUCCUUAUAUGGCGCCGGAAGUUUUACGUGGUAACCCAUAUACAAAAGCUGCUGAUAUAUAUAGUUUGGGCAUUAUAAUGUGGGAAUUGGCAUCAGGAACUCCAGCAUUUUAUAAUGUUUCUUAUGAUUUUCAACUUCAUUUAGAUAUUUGUGAAGGCAUAAGACCAAAAAUCGCAGAAGGAACUGUGCUAGAAUAUGUUGAAUUUAUGAAAAGAUGUUGGGAUAAUGAUCCUAAAAAAAGACAAACUGCUAGUGAAUGUAAAUUUAAAUUUGCGAUAUGGCUUUUUAAAUAUCCACCUGAAAAUGACGAUGAAAAAAGAGUACCUAUACCUGAAAAUGAACCGAAAAUUACAUAUCAUCCAAAUUCUUGUUAUGCCAGUAGAAAAAUUACUUAUUCGGCUAAAUUAAAUGAACAUUUAGCACAAGAUUUAUUGAGUUACAAAAUUAUAAUUGAUGAUGAUGAGAUAAAUGAAAACUUCGAUGAUUGUAAGAUUUAAUAAAUAUAUAAGGAUUUAUGGUAACCGUUUUAUAUAUCAAGGA
Molecule: messenger RNA, 1517 nt
Organism: Rhizophagus irregularis DAOM 181602=DAOM 197198
Lineage: Eukaryota; Fungi; Glomeromycota; Glomeromycetes; Glomerales; Glomeraceae
Source: RefSeq, a predicted model, not a curated record